AUGAGAUCUUUAACUUCUGUUAAAGUAUGCUUCCUGGCUUAUUGCCUUACCUUCUUGUAUGUUUCAUCACCAAAUUGGGUUGCUUUUGCUUCUAAUACGGAAGCAAAGGCUCUUCUCAAAUGGAAAGCUAGCUUAUUUCAAAACAAGGCCCUCAAUAUUCUCACCUGGCGGUACCCUCCCAGUAAUAAUGCCACCAAUUCUUCCACCAAUCCAAAAGAACAUACAGUCACAUGCACUUGGACCGGUGUUUCAUGCAACACAGCUGGAAGUGUUAACAAGAUAAACCUCUCCACUUGUGGUAUACAAGGUACGCUACUUGAGUUUUCAUUCUUGUCCUUCCCGAAUCUUGAACAUCUUGACCUCAACAGGAACAAACUCUUUGAUGCCAUCCCACCUCAAAUCAGUUACCUCUCCAAACUCCACUAUCUUGAUCUCUCUCUCAAUCAAUUGUCCGGGAGAAUCCCAUCAGAAAUCGGUCUCCUAAGAAAUCUUACCUUUCUCGGUCUCUAUGAAAAUACAUUCUUUGGGGAUAUUCCCAAGGAAAUAGGUAACCUCAAAUCCCUUGUGGAGCUAUAUUUGUAUAAGAAUAAAAUCAAUGGUUCAAUUCCACGAUCACUAGGCAAUCUAACAAGCCUUACCCAUCUUUAUCUCUAUACCAAUCAACUUUCUGGUUCUAUUCCUAAGGAGAUAGGUAACAUGGAGUCUCUUGUAGAUCUAGAGUUGUCCUCCAAUACUUUAAGUGGUGUCAUCCCUCCAAAUAUUGGUCACUUAAAAAAGUUAAACACUUUGUACUUGUAUACCAAUCAACUCUUUGGUUCUAUUCCCAAAGAGAUAGGGAACUUGAAAUCUCUUGUGGAUCUACAAUUGUAUGAGAAUCAGCUCAAUGGCUCAAUUCCAAGAUCACUAUGCAAUCUCACAAGCCUUACCAAUCUUUAUCUCUAUGCUACUCAACUUUCUGGCACUGUUCCCAAUGAGAUAGGUAACAUGAAGAGUCUUGUGAUUCUAGACUUGAGUGGGAAUCAACUCAGUGGUUCAAUUCCAAAAUCACUAGGUCAUCUAACUAGCCUUACCCUUCUUUAUCUCUUUGGCAAUAAACUUUCUGGCAUUAUUCCCAAUGAGAUAUGUAACCUGAAGUCUCUCGUAGAUCUACAAUUGGCCUUCAACACUUUAACUGGUUUCAUCCCUCCAAAUAUUGGUAACUUAAAAAAGUUAAACACCCUGUACCUGAAUACCAAUCAACUCUCUGGUUCUAUUCCCAAAGAGAUAGGUAACAUGAAAUCUCUUGUGGGGCUAUAUUUGUAUGGGAAUAAACUCAACGGUUCAAUUCCAAGAUCACUAGGUGAUCUAACAAGCGUUACCCAUCUUUAUCUCUAUGCCAAUCAACUUUCUGGUUAUAUUCCUAAGGAGAUAGGUCACAUGAAGUCUCUUGUAGAUUUAGAGUUGUCCUCCAACACUUUAAGUGGUCUAAUCCCUCCAAAUAUUGGUAACUUGAAAAAGUUAAACACUUUGUACUUGCAUAUCAAUCAACUUUCAGGUUUAAUUCCCAAGGAAAUAGGAAAUUUGAAAUCUCUGGUGGAUCUACAGUUGCAUGAGAAUCAACUCCGUGGUUCAAUUCCUAUUUCAUUUGGUACCCUCAGCAACUUGGAAUUCUUAUACUUACGGGAUAACCAACUUUCCGGCUCCAUCCCCAAAGAGAUAGAGAGUCUCAAGAAGUUGAUUGGCCUGCAAUUGGAUAGCAACCAAUUUUCGGGUUAUUUGCCCCAAAAUAUUUGCCAAGGUGGAAAACUCACAAACUUUACAGCAAGCACCAAUCAUUUAACUGGCCCAAUCCCCGAAAGCUUGAAAAAUUGUACGAGCUUAGUCAGAGUCCGUCUUAACCAGAACCAAUUGACAGGCAAUAUAUCUGAAGACUUUGGUGUUUAUCCGAAUCUUGAUUUUAUAGAUGUAAGCCACAAUAACUUGUACGGUGAAAUCUCUUACAAGUGGGGGCAGUGCCCACAGUUAAAAACUCUACGACUUGCGGGAAACAACCUUACUGGGAACAUACCACCUGAGAUUGGAAAUGGAACCCAAAUUAAUGGGCUGGAUCUUUCUUUAAAUAAUUUAGUUGGGAUGAUUCCAAAGGAAUUCGGGAGACUGACUCUUUUGGUGAAGCUGAUGUUGAAUGGAAAUCAGCUUUCGGGCCGUAUUCCCUUGGAAUUGGGAUCAUUGAUUGAUCUUGAAUAUCUUGACUUGUCAACAAACAAAUUCAAUGAGUCAAUUCCGAGCACUCUAGGUGACUUGUUCAGACUACACUACUUGAAUUUGAGCAACAAUAAGAUGGCUCAAGCAGUUCCAAUAAAGUUGGGAAAAUUAUUUCAAUUGACCGACCUGGAUUUAAGUCAUAACUCACUUGAAGGUAAGAUACCAUCAGAAUUAAGCACUAUGGAGAGUCUGGAGAAGCUCAAUCUGUCCCACAACAAUCUUUCUGGUUUCAUUCCCAUGAGCUUUGAAGGCAUGCACGGCUUGUCAUAUGUUGACAUAUCCUACAAUCACUUGGAAGGUCCCCUACCGAACAACACUGCAUUUCGAAAAGCUCCGCCAGAAGCAUUAAAAGGGAACAAAGGAUUGUGUGGCAAAGUUGGAGCUCUGCCACCCUGCAAUGAACAUGGGACAAAAAAGAACCAAAAACGGGUAUUUAGAAUCACAUUCUCCCUUCUAGCAGUAUUCAUACUUCUAUCUGCUUUCUUUACAAUUGUCUUUGUAGUGCAAAGGAAGAAGAAGCAUCAGGAUAAAGAACAAAACAAUAUGCAUGCAGAAAUUUCCUUUUCAGUUUUAAAUUUUGAUGGAAAAUCAAUGUAUGAUGAAAUCAUAAGGGCAACAUCAGAUUUUGAUUCCACAUAUUGCAUUGGGAAGGGAGGACAUGGAAGCGUCUAUAGAGUGAAUUUGCCAUCUGGAGACAUAGUGGCUGUGAAGAAACUCCAUCCGCUAUGGGAUGGCGAGACAGAAUUUCAGAAGGAGUUCUUGAAUGAAGUAAGGGCACUCAGUGAGAUAAGACAUCGGAAUAUUGUGAAGCUCUAUGGUUUCUGCGCACAUAAACGACACUCGUUUUUGGUGUAUGAGUAUCUUGAAAGAGGUAGCUUGGCUGCAAUGUUGAGCAAAGAUGAAGAAGCAAAAGAGUUGGGGUGGAGUAAAAGGGUGAAUAUUGUUAAAGGCUUAGCUCAUGCCUUGUCUUACAUGCACCACGAUUGCUUGCCACCGAUUGUACAUCGUGACAUCUCAAGCAAGAACAUUUUGUUGGAUUCUGAAUAUGAGGCAUGUGUUUCAGACUUUGGCACUGCUAAGUAUUUAAAUCCAGACUCAACUAAUUGGACUGCCGCUGCAGGCACAUAUGGCUACAUGGCACCAGAGCUUGCAUAUACAAUGGAAGUGAACGAGAAGUGCGAUGUUUAUAGCUUUGGAGUUGUCACACUGGAAAUAAUUAUGGGAUGCCAUCCAGGAGAUGUUGUCUCAUCUUUAUCAUCUGGGGCGUCAUCGUCGUCCUCACCUGCAUCACCUUUUUAUGAUGAAAUGCCAAUUUCGGAUGUUCUGGACCAACGCAUCUCCUCGCCUACAAAUCAAGAAGCAAGGGAGGUGGUCUCUAUUGUGAAGAUGGCAUUUGCAUCAUUGAAUCCCAGUCCGCAGUCUCGUCCAACAAUGAAGAAAGUUUCUCAGCUACUCUCAUCAACUCAGAGGCUGCAUUUGUCAAAACCAUUACAUAUGACAACGUGUGGUGAAUUGUUUGCUCCUGAUGGAUUCACUACCUGAUCAGGAAAAGUACGCUGCUUUUCUGUAUUUGACUUCAUUUGUGUCUGCCUUGUUCUUAUUCUUCUUAGAUGUUUGGCUUAUUUGUAUUCUGCUUCAUUCUGUCUUUAGGCUCAGCUUCAAUAAUGGUUACUGGUAUAUAGAAAUGUUUUUCCUUUUAUGUAUGUAGUAUUUAUGUCUCAUGUUACCACCUAAAGUAUUAUGAAUAUGUUAUUGCAAUCUUGCAAUUAGCCCAACUCUGUCAAACAUUUCGUUAAACAUUCAGUCAUGGUGCUAUGUUC
Prunus mume (Japanese apricot) is the source of this 4064-nucleotide messenger RNA. RefSeq lists its product as uncharacterized. The record is from RefSeq and is a predicted model, not a curated record. Gene Ontology annotation, molecular function: protein kinase activity; ATP binding; protein binding. Lineage: Eukaryota; Viridiplantae; Streptophyta; Magnoliopsida; Rosales; Rosaceae. Gene Ontology annotation, biological process: protein phosphorylation.